This is a messenger RNA of Ostreobium quekettii, 342 nucleotides long. NCBI's taxonomy places the organism in Eukaryota, Viridiplantae, Chlorophyta, Ulvophyceae, Bryopsidales, Ostreobiaceae. The record is from the annotation of a GenBank genome assembly.
AUGGUGCAGGUGCAGGAGCCUGAACCACAGAACAGCGAGGUGCCACCCAAGCGGCAGAGGACUGAAGCCCCAAGUGGCACGGACUCUGAAGAACAAAGUGGCGAACCCCAGGGGCUAGGCCUAGUUGCGUACAGCAGCGACAAUGCCACCAGUGGCCAGGAAGGGGUCACAGAAGGAGAAUAUGAACGUAGGUCACAACGAAAGGGCGGGAUGGGUGGUGCGGAACCGAUGGGUGCAAUGUCAGCACAAGCGAAUGUUGGUGAAGAAUCUUCUGGAACUGAGGAUUCCGAAUCUGGGGGCUCUGAAGUGGGGUCACCCAAUCAUUUACAAUCAUUCUUCUGA